AUGGAUGGAAUUGAAUUGGGAGAAUGGGCUAUGACCUACCACGCGGGACAGUGCGGAUUGGUGGGUGCUAACACGUUAACGCAGCGCCUAAAACUGACUUACUUCGGUGGAAAGGAAGUAAAAUUGGGUCAGUUAAAACACCACGAAUUGCUUCCUAAGCCCAGUUUAGCCCAGCUAAGGGCAACUGGUGUCGGCUGCCAUAUUGGUGGUAGAUGUGUCAAUAGUCUAAGUUAUGCCGACGAUAUGGUGUUGCUGGCCCCUUCGAUUAAAAGUUUCCGUAGGCUUGUCUCAGUCUGUGAGCAAUAUGCUAUUACGCAUGGGCUGAGUUAUAAUGUGUCCAAGACAGAGCUUAUGGUUUUCAGGGCGGGGAAGGGUCCGGAGAACAUACCAGACGUAUUUUUGAAUGGUGUAGCGCUUCGGGUUGUGAGCGAAUUUAAAUAUCUCGGUCACAUUCUUGCAGAGAAUGGAAAUGACGACCUAGAUAUUGAACGUGAGAGACGAGCAUUAUCAUUUCGAUGUAACAUGCUCGCUAGAAAGUUUGGCAAAUGUAAUGACGAAGUGAAAAUGACAUUAUUUAAUUCCUACUGUCAAUCUCUCUAUACCUGUCAGCUGUGGCCACGUUACUGUAGUGCGUCAAGUAUGUUUGCUAAAGCUCGCAUAGCGGAUUUUUUCGCUGUUAUUAGAGGGCGCAUCGCUUCAUUCUGGCAAAAAAUUAAUAAUUCAUGCAAUGGUGUAAUUAAGGGAGUAGUAGAAACUUUAAACAACCCUGUAUUCAAGCACUGGAUUUCGGUGCACCGGAGCGUAUUUAUCCUAAAAGCAUCGAAUAAAGUAAAGAAAGAAUACCGAGCUAUCUGCGGUGGGAGUAUCAUAAGGGAAGAUCGAGUAUUGUCUUCAGCUCAUUGUUUCUAUACAAACAGAAAACGCUUUAAACAUAAAUGGAAUUCAUUAAAAGUGGUGGGUGGUUUAUUAACUACAUACGCAACCCAGCCCGUAGACGACGACGAAGCCGUUCAACAAUGGCGAAACAUUGACAAGAUAUACACACAGAAGUACUUCAGGUUUCCCGCCUACAAUCUAGCCGUUGUGCAGCUGGAAAAACCAUGGAAUUUCAAUCAGUUUAUAGACAAAAUAGCAUAUGCUUCGUUAAAUCUAGACUUCGAUGGUGUCUGUAUUGUUACUGCUGUACGGAUGGCAAGGAGUUGGUCGUCACAAAAGUUCUUAUUUAAGGAGGUUUUCAAUAUGUUGCCCAGAAUGAAAUGUGAGUCUACGUUCAUGAGAGACUGCAGGCUUUAUUACUGCACGGAAUUUGAUAGACGGAAGCUUCUGUUGCAAUCUGUGGAAACUGAAGGCAGUGCCUUGAUUUGUAGAGAAACGGGAGAUCCCAAAGAGAUCAAUUCCACGCAAGGUCUUUUAGUUGGAGUUACCAGUUUGAUCUUCACAUACUUACCGACAAUACAUCACAAAGUUGGACCAUUUAAUAAAUGGGUUACAGAUGCAUACAACUGCAUAAAAUGUCAUUACAACGUCAGAUCCAAAUGUUUUACAUUUAGGUUUACCAACUUGCCACCCGACCCGAUCUCUGAUGACUAUCUGAAUGUCACGACUUUGUUUCUCAAAAGGUGA
Diatraea saccharalis (sugarcane borer) is the source of this 1623-nucleotide messenger RNA. The record is from the annotation of a GenBank genome assembly. NCBI's taxonomy places the organism in Eukaryota, Metazoa, Arthropoda, Insecta, Lepidoptera, Crambidae.